This is a messenger RNA of Temnothorax curvispinosus, 733 nucleotides long. Its product is annotated as transmembrane protein 234 homolog. The record is from RefSeq and is a predicted model, not a curated record. The transcript is spliced from 4 exons. Bases 316 to 726 code for a protein of 136 amino acids. Lineage: Eukaryota; Metazoa; Arthropoda; Insecta; Hymenoptera; Formicidae.
UCCUGCGGCCGCCAUUGUUCUGAUUGCUCGCGCUGGUCGCUGGUCACCGGUGAUCGGUGACCUACUCGAAAAAAUUUGUAAAAUUCGUGAAAAGUAACGUUUAUAGUGUAAAUCUAAUAUAAGCUGAAUCUAAUAGCGAAAAUUUCCACUUUGGUGUGAACAGAGACAAGCAAGUCCGGCAUUCAAUGUGUUAAUUAAUUCUCAUGACGCGACCUGCCGUUACGUGCCAUUUGAUGCGCGUAAUCAUGAUAUAAUUUUGAUAAAUAUAUAUAUCGUGUAAUAUUCCACGAUUUCCACGUUAGAUAACCGACGAGAAUGGCGGUCACUAUUGAUUCUGUGAUAUAUCUGUGUCUUGUGGCGAUUCUUUGGGGAGUAACCAAUCCGUUCAUGAAGAAAGGUGCGCUAGGUUUGGAAGAUGUCAAGGCCACGUCUUUUUACGGGCAAUUUGUCAAGGAGAUCGCGUUUCUCAUCACUAACCUGAAGUAUCUCCUGCCGUUUCUAGUUAAUCAGUGCGGUUCGGUAUUGUACUUCCUGACCUUGCAGAGCACCGAUUUAUCUCUGGCUGUGCCAGUUUCAAAUUCCCUUACCUUCGUAUUCACUGCGAUCACAGGCUGGUUCCUGGGCGAGGAAAAGGUACACAGAAAUACCUAUCUGGGAAUGAUGCUUGUACUAUGUGGGACCACGUUGUGUUGUUGGGACAAAGUGAAUAAAACGGUGGAAUUGUGAUAUGCAC